UUUUUAAUUUUAUUUGGCUGCGUGUCUGUCCUGUGUACCAUUCGGCGUGACUCGGACGAAAUAGAUUCAGUGUUCAUUGGCAUGACCCGGACAACUAUCUUGAGGGGUAUAACACUGGCAGUACGCCGACGUACGAGAUCGUCUAAACGAGCGGUGGAAUUCCUGGUACCGGAAUCUCGCACUCGUUGCUGCCGGGUAUCCAGGGGGCGGAGAAAAAAUCUAUUUUUUCGAGACCGCGCACAGGCUUCCGACCCCCGGCGGUCGUGAGGUUUCUGCCGCAACGGCGCAAUUCGAGAGUUGGCGAGGGCCCGACACCCCAGAUCUACAGGCACCAGCAGCAGACGCCCGGCAGCAAUUCAUGGCGCACCUGCUGCUGCAGCGUGACAGUAAAUCUGGGAAGACGUUACUGCUGGAUGCAAUGGACGCGCAUCUCGACACCCGUUCCGGACGGAUCUAUCACGUCCUGUCUGCAGAAAGUGCGUCCCGUCUGGACUUCGUCUGGCAGCUAGCUGUUACUUUUUUGACCCCAGGCCAGAUGCGCAAACUACUGUUGACCAGAGCGCGGGACGGCCGGACGGUGUUGCAUGCCGCGGCGCAGUUGGCCACGCACGAGGUCGCCUGGGAUUCGCAAGUUCUAAGCGCGCGGGACGACCGCGCACAACGGGCAACAGGCGGAGAGGAGGUGUUGGAGAGGUCUCUGCAGUUACGGCUAAUCGCAAACUGGUUGUCGGUCAAGGAGCAGCGGACCCUCUUGUUCAAGACGCACACACAAGUUAGUUCCGGAGUUAUGGUCGAUGUUGCCCGUGGCCGUGAAGAAGAUCCUCGGUAUUCCGCCUGGAUUAACAGUGCGCGCUACAGCGAAAAGGACCGCGCCGAGGCCGAGGGGGUUGCAAAUAUGGUGCUCGCGCCAUACAGGAACAGUGGCGAGGAGGCGGGCUCCGUUAUAUUGCGAGUUCUGGACGAAAGCUGCGCGGCAGUGGCUCCGGCGAGAAGCGCUGCUGCUUCUACGACAACUGCUGCAGUGGCAAGGAGCGGCUCGAGCUCGGCCCUACCGCAAAGAACGGGGGUCGCUCUCGAGAAGUGCCUGGCCAGAAAUGAGGAGUCGCUGCUCUACGCGCGGACAGAGGGGGGCGCGUCGCGGUUGGGUGUGAUCCGCCUGGCAGCGCCAUCCACAGUCGAGUGGAUACUGCAGAAGGUCCGGGCCGAUGACCGGAAAGUUGUGCGGGCGCGGGAGAUGAAACGUUUCGAGCCCCAUCUCAAAGACGGUCCCGUGUUCCGUCUCGGCGAGCCCAGCCGGGAACACUUGCGAAAUUGCCUCGAGGCGCACCGGCUCUGUCGCCAGUUUGCGUUUUUGCUGCACGCGGCGGGGAACCCUGACGAACCAGUUUACCUGACGAACCGGAGGAGCGAUGGCAACCCUGACGAACCGUUUUACCGGGUCUCCGGCCUGAAGCCCAGCACGCGGUUGCGCGUGCUGCUGAACUUGAUGGCAUACAACAAGGGCCCGACAGACGCCACGGCUCUGGCCGACCCGGCGUCGUUGCAACACACCUAUGAUGCGUUUAGAGGCUACGAACAGGGGCCAGAUCUUCCAUUCAGACUUCUGGACAGCGGCUCCGGUAGCGAGCGAGCAGCCCUGCUGUGGGUGUGGCACAAUCUGGUGCGCCACACGACGCUUUUUCGGGAAAUCCGUCACACCAUCUGGGAAGCUUACGCAGUUGCGACAAUCCCGAAGAAAUACCUGAACGCGCAUCAGAUCACGACGCGGGAGGAAGAGAUGGAAAUGUUAAAACGUGACAUUAGCACGAAAGUUCGGCUCGGAGAGCAAAGUGCAGAUCCGCAUCCUGCCCACCUUGAAAAAUGCUUGGAGUUGUAUCUUUCGUGCCACAAGUUUGCCUUUCUCCUGCACCACACCGACGGUGCCGCCGGCGAGAUACCUCUGCAUUCCGCAGCUGCCGGGGGCGAUUUGCCCGCGGUCGCAACGAUGCUCGGGGUGCGCCUACGGGGGUCUUCGGAGGGCCGAGACGCUACGAGCCAUCAGCUUGGUCUGGAGGGUGAACAAAACGCGGGUGCAGUGCGCGCCCUGGACUGGGUACGGGAAAAGCUACUGUUGGCAGAAACCAAGUCCACAGACAGCCCUACAUUGGGCUCGCCGGGAAAAACCGUGCACGAUUUGUUGCUUGAUCAGUGGCGUGCUACCAUUAGUACAUACAACCAGAACGCGGACCCGGUCGAGCACUUGGCGAGGCUUUUGCACGCGACUCUCAUGCAGCCUAGGGGAAGCGGUGACUCGCUACUGCAACUGGAGCGGAUAAUUUUGUACACGAAGGCCCACAAUGGAGGUAGUGGUCUGCACACUGCCAGCGGUGCGAGACUGGAUUGGUUUCUCGAAAGAAUUUGGUUGGACCGGCAGAAUGUGGUAGCCACGACGGAAAUGGAACAUUUCGACAAAGGCAGUUAUUUGCGAGAAAGUGGCGCCCCGGAAAGAGAGGGUGUAGACGCAUGUCUAAAAACGGACGGGCGGUGUAGACAGUUCGCGUUUUUACUCCAUGCCGUGGACGCAAGCGGGAGCACGGCGCUGCACAUGGCUGGAGAAAAAAGAGAUUUUUCAAAAGCUGAACAGCUCAUUGGACGUAAGCAGCUGAACUUUAUCUGGAGCGCGACUUCCCGAACCGUAAACGCAUUGAAGCCGUUUGGCGACCCGGGGAAAGACCACAGCAAUAACGACCGCGCUCUAGGGUGGAUCUGGAAACUGCUGCUGAACAAGCCGAACAACGAAGGUAGAGCAGCGAAAGACGUGUUCGCCAGUGCAAGCGAGGCCUGGUACAAGGAAAAAGGCCAAACUGCAGUGUCGGAAAGUAUAGGGAAACUUCGCAAGAUGUUUAAAGAGUUGCAACCGUUCUCAUGACGCCUUCAGGCAGAGGCGAAAGUAUCUGUAAGUACAGCAUCUAAAUAAUGCUGGUACAACAAUUGUUAAGAUGUGAAAGAAGAAAAUGUCACAAGGGAGCGAUCAUCGAUUCGGACUUCGAAUUGAUACUAUCAUUUUUUUCUCUCGCGACUUUGAAGAAGAUGACAUUUUGCUAUGGAAUACGAAGUGGUGACUGGCACUGGGAAAGGUGCUAAAAGCGACAUGCAAUACUAGAGCUGUUGUAGAGUGAUGCCGUAGAGGUGAAGAUGACUACAGAGACAGUUGAUUGCAUGUCGAUGGUGCAAACACGGUCCCACUUGGGCACGAAUAACAAGAAUUCAGUGGAGAAAUCGCCCUCACAAAAGUUUGUCAAAACCGAAUCUGGAAAAAAACAACGCAAC
Molecule: messenger RNA, 3309 nt
Organism: Amoebophrya sp. A120
Lineage: Eukaryota; Dinophyceae; Syndiniales; Amoebophryaceae
Source: the annotation of a GenBank genome assembly